Messenger RNA from Helianthus annuus (common sunflower), 954 nucleotides. Its product is annotated as chalcone--flavonone isomerase. Bases 78 to 743 code for a protein of 221 amino acids. Gene Ontology annotation, molecular function: chalcone isomerase activity. NCBI's taxonomy places the organism in Eukaryota, Viridiplantae, Streptophyta, Magnoliopsida, Asterales, Asteraceae. The record is from RefSeq and is a predicted model, not a curated record. The transcript is spliced from 4 exons. Gene Ontology annotation, biological process: flavonoid biosynthetic process.
UAUCUACCACUUGAAGUUCCUUUAUAAUAGCUCAUGUAUGUCAAUCAAAAAUAACUUCCAGCUUUAACUAUACUACCAUGGCUAAGCCACAAUCCUCCAUGGGUCUCCAGGUGGAAUCCAUCGUCUUUCCACCAUCCGUCAAACCUCCAGGCGCAACCAGCACUUUUUUCCUGGGAGGUGCAGGUGUGAGAGGAAUGAAUAUCGAAGGCGAUUUUGUGAAGUUUACGGGACAUGGUGUUUACUUGGAGUAUAAAGCUAUUUCUUUGCUUGCUGUUAAGUGGAAAGGCAAAAGCGUUGAAGAGUUGACGGAUUCCGUUGAGUUCUACAGGGACAUCGUUACUGGCCCCUUUGAAAAGUUUGCUCAUGUGACAAUGAUACUACCGUUAACGGGUAAACAAUUCUCAGAAAAGGUGGCGGAAAAUUGCGUAGCGAUUUGGAAGUCCUUCGGGAUUUACACAGAAGCAGAUGCCAAAACCAUUGACAAGUUUCUAGAGAUUUUCAAGGAUCAAAACUUCCCACCAGGCUCCUCUAUUCUCUUUACAAUUUCACUAGUUGGAUCACUAACGAUAAGUUUCUCGAAAGACGGUUGCAUCCCGGAAGCUGGGAGUGUUGUUAUAGAGGAUGAAAAACUGGGAGAAGCAAUACUGGAGUCGAUGAUAGGGAAGCAUGGUGUAUCCCCAGCAACCAAAAAAAGUUUAGCCUCAAGACUCUUUGAUCUCAUGAACCAGAAAGCAAAUAAUUAAGUAAAGAUGGUUUGUAGUGGGUAAUUUGGUAAAUUCAUGGGUGUAAUAUUAUUAAGUACAUGACAAUUUACGUAUAUGGUAUGCUAAAUCCAUCAACCAAAAGGUUAUGUAAUAGUAAAUAAGGGUUGAGUUUAUGUAGUGGUAACUGGUAAGAAAUUUUAUAUGCAAUACUUGUAACUAUAUAUAAAUUUUAGGGUGUGUUUGGUUUCAA